Labrus mixtus (cuckoo wrasse) is the source of this 1677-nucleotide messenger RNA. Its product is annotated as cytosolic phospholipase A2 gamma-like. Gene Ontology annotation, cellular component: nuclear envelope; cytosol; nucleoplasm. The record is from RefSeq and is a predicted model, not a curated record. The coding region runs from base 1 to 1677 and encodes 558 amino acids. Gene Ontology annotation, molecular function: calcium-dependent phospholipid binding; calcium ion binding. Lineage: Eukaryota; Metazoa; Chordata; Actinopteri; Labriformes; Labridae. Gene Ontology annotation, biological process: glycerophospholipid catabolic process. The transcript has 14 exons.
AUGCUUCGUGAUUUUGAAGCUGUGGCAUCAACAGAGAGCAACAUGGAGGAGAAAAGAACUGAGAAAUCCGUGCGUCAGUCUGAGAGUUUGUGUGAAGGUGAACAGAAGUACGUUCUCAAGAGGAAAGAAGGCGUCCUGCAGUCUCUCAAAAUUCUGAGAAUCAACUGUUCUGAAGACUCGGUCCCUCACAUCGCUAUGCUGGGUUCAGGUGGAGGUCAGAGAGCCGCCGUGGCUCUGGUGGGAACUCUCUAUCAGAUGGGGAAAGACGGUCUGCUGGACUCUGUGCUCUACCUGGCAGGAGUCUCUGGGUCGACAUGGUCCAUGGCCUCUCUGUACAGUAACCCACGGUGGAGCAAGGAGAUGGACAAAGCCAUGUCCAGCCUGAUUGGUCCAGGGGUGAAGGCUUGCGAGGCUCUGUCAUGGCUGGACGAGCGAGCGAAGGAGGAGGACUUCUCUCUCACUGAUAUCUGGGGGAUGCUGGCCUCAGCUAAAAUCAUGAAAAAGAUGGACCUGCGGCUUCUUUCUGCGGAGGCCAGCCGAGACGCCACCAACCCCUACCCCAUCUACUGCGCCAUAGAGAAGCACUGCUUGUCAGAGGGGCCUGUGAAAGGGACGUGGUUUGAGAUAAGUCCUCAUGAGGCCGGGUUCACAGACCUCGGCCUCUUCAUCGAAACAUCUCUUCUGGGCAGCAAGUUCGAGAACGGAAAGGUGCAGGAGGAGAUAGCUGAGAUGGACAUGGUCAAACUAAAAGGCAUUUUUGGCAGUGCGUUGGCUCAUGAAGGCAGGAUCAUAGACUACAUCCUUCACUGGCUGCAUGGGCCGGAGGACCCUGCAGCUACACAGUACAAGCGUCUUUACCAAGGCUUCCGUAAAGUCAUAGCUGUGACCAGAAACACCGUGAAGGAUCCCGCUGCACAGUCUGACCUCGACAAGCUGCACAAACUACUGGAAAACGCUUAUGAGGCGCUUCUUGUUGAGUCCGAGUCCAAGAGUUUGCAGGAAAUGGAAAGUGUUUUCCAGCAGGGGAGUGAGCAGCUGCUGGCUGUGGUGGAGUGCUGGAGCCAGAGUCUGGUGGACGGAGGUUUCAUAACUCACGCUAAAUUUAUAAUAACGCGUGUCCUACCUCUAAUCUUGAAGUGGGAGUGGGGAACAACCAACAACUUCCUCUACCAAUUCCAAAACUCCAGCGUCCCACCUUGCCUCCACACUAAAGAGAAUCUCCAUCUGGUGGACGCCGGGUUAUUGGUGAAUGUCCCCUACCAGUCAUUUCUGGGAGACAAGAGAGACAUCGACCUCAUCAUCGCUCCAGAGUACAGCGCAGGGAACAUGUUCGAGACUCUGACUGUGGCCAGAGAUUAUGCAGCCAAGCUGAAGAAGCCUUUCCCGAAGAUAGACGAGAAAAUCCUGGAGGAGCGAGACUGGCCGAAGGACUGCUACGUGUUUGAGGGGAAGGAGAAGGAGCCCACCAUCGUGUUCCUGCCGCUCUUCAACAGAAACAACUGCAAAGAUGCAGAGGAGGUGAAAGCAAAGAUGUCAGAGUACUGCACCUUCCAGGGUCCAUACAGUCAGGACAAGAUCAAGUUGUUGUUCGAGACGGCGAAAGAGAACAUGAAGAGAAACAAAGAAACUCUGCUGAGAGAGAUCAAGAAUGCGGCUGAACGCAGACGCUGCAAGUAG